CUCUCUCGAAGAAUGCGCUGCACGUGCAAGCUUGUGAAGAAGAGUCCGAUACAGUCAUGAACGGUGAUGGCAACUUAGAAGCUCCUGUGAAGGGAUGGGUGACAAACUUGGCGGGAACGAUUGAACAGUGGCCGCAAGGCUUGUGACGGCGUGACCGGGCUAAGGGAUGCAAUUGUUCACGAAUGUUCAGGUUCCGAAUCGAAUAAGUCUAUCCCUGUCGCAGAGCGUGAGACAAGGGAUGACAGUCAACCUUCCGACUGCUUCGCGGCAGAUGCGGUGCUGUACAGAGCAGCAAAUGUACAAAAGCGACUCGAUGUCCGUCGGCCCCCUCGGAACUGAUGCAAACCCGUGGCCCACAGAUUACAUUUCCUCCCAUUACACCUUGAUCAAUAUUCUUCCCCCAUCAUGCAGUACUUGAAUCUGGGAGCGAUCCUCUUCCUCGCCAUUACCGGUCACUUUUCCCUCACGGUGACUGCCCAGCGCACCGUUCAAGCCAAUUGGAACGUCCCGCAAACCCCGCGGAGCGGCGGUCAAGAAGCCGUCUACAUCAAUGACUUUGGAAGCGACACAGAUCUUACAGUUUCAACGGUCACCAAUCUCACUGCCGUCAUCCGCGACGAGAGUCAAGCGAUCGUGGAUGUCGCCAUCUACCAAUCGAAGACCUGGUCUUGGGUUUGGUAUAUUCCCGUUCUUUUGCCGAGUGGCAAGUACCAUUUCGAGGUUCAAGCCGAUGCGACCACGAAAGACGGCCCAGGCAAGAUCAGGUUUCAAUCGCCCGACAUCACCGUCACGCAAGCCUUCCCGGCGUGCAAGACCGAUGACUUUCAACCAAAGACACUGAGUAACUUCCGACCCGUCAUCUUCUCGGGUCCAAAGGCCGGAGACUCGUACUCGCCAGGCUCGUCCAUCGGCGUCUACUUCCAGUGGAUCGACGGCAACCACGCAUUCGGCAAGGGCGUCUUCAAACAGAACCUUGAGCUUCUCUUCGAAGACGACAGCGAGCAUAUCCCACUCUCCAUCUCCAACCACGACCGUGACCCGACCUCGUCAUCGGAGAACUUUGCGGUGCCGCAAUCGAUUCCGUACGGACGUUAUCGUCUGCGAACCAACUACACCCUGGCCGAAACCGGCCAGGACGCCGUGAUUUCGAGCUAUUCUGAUCAGUUUGUCAUCUCAAAGGAUGGGUUGUGCCCUCAAGGAUCGUCUACUGCCGCCGGGUCAAAGUCGGCGGCUUUGGGGAGGGUCAGGACCUUGGGAAUGAGGUACCUUGUGGCUGUUUUGUUUGUGGUUGCUUUCAUCGCCUUGGUGUAGAACGCUUUCCGAAAGGGCAUUCUUGCUGGCAAGAGUCGUUUUGCGCAAGAUCAGGGGUGAGAGACUUUUGUGGGAUCGUGUAAUAUCACCGUGUGUAAAUGUGAGCAAAGUAAAGUCGAUUAA
Fimicolochytrium jonesii is the source of this 1434-nucleotide messenger RNA. RefSeq lists its product as uncharacterized. The transcript has 4 exons. The record is from RefSeq and is a predicted model, not a curated record. Lineage: Eukaryota; Fungi; Chytridiomycota; Chytridiomycetes; Spizellomycetales; Powellomycetaceae. The coding region runs from base 406 to 1311 and encodes 301 amino acids.